UCGAAAUUAAGCGCUGUCAAGAUUUUUGACAGUAAAUUUGACGUUUUGAAGCAAGUGUCAGAAGUUUUUGUCUUUACUGAUGUGAAAACAUUUUGAAAUGGUAUUUAAUAUAUAAUUAACUUUAUAUAGUGUUAAAAUAUUUGUUAAAUAAGAACAAAAUCAUUAAUUCUAAGGAAUAAUGGAACCGACUCCGCCCGAUUCAAACAAUGGACAACAAAAUAAUCAACAAGAAAUCACUGUAGACAAUAACCUACCUAGUGCUGCAUCCAGUCCAGUAUCAAGCCCAGUAAAUAUAUCUGCUAGUACAUCUAGUGAGGAAAUACCGCCACCAAAAGCAGAUUAUUAUGCACCCCCACCUUACGAGGUUGCUACAAAGGGUACCAAAUUACCCACAUAUGAAGAAGUCCAACGAGAAAAACAUUUGGAAGAGCAGGAUAUUCCAAUACCAAUUAAUUCUCCCACAACAAGGCCAUUACCAUUUCGUCCAGGACAAAGGGUUAUAACUAUUGAUACAGAGAAUCCUGAAGAUGUGGAUACAUCUUUAUUAGGAACAGAUUUUAUGUUUUAUAUCGCUUUCUUUGUCGCUUUUAUUUUUAACUGGAUAGGAUUUUUAUUAUUAAUGUGUUUUUGUCAUACAAUCGCUUCAAGGUAUGGGGCCUUGUCCGGCUUUGGUUUGUCAUUGGCAAAAUGGACUUUUAUUGUACAACACUCAACAGAAUUAGCUUCAAAAGAUAACAGUUGGUUGUGGUGGCUUAUAAUGACUUUUGGGCUCAUCAUUUGUAUCCGCGCUAUACUGCAAUACUUGAGUAUAAAAAGAGGAUGGCACAUGUUAUCUGCAAGUCAUCAAGAGAGGCUUUUAUUUUUUUAUUAAGCUUUAAAAAUGUGUAGGUGUUUUUCAAGUAUACGAUUCUUGUGUACUUGUCAUGGCGUACUUUAAAUGUGAUUAGAAAACAUUCAUUCCUUUCAAGUUUUUUUUUCAAAAGUUGUUGAAUGUGAUGUUAUUUCGUGCAUUUAUUAAUAAUACAGUUGAUAACAUUUAAUAGUUCCGAAAUAACUUCUUUUAUUAUUAAAUGACCUUAUUGAUUAGCAAUUUCCCAGGGAAUUGAAAUUUAGUCGAAAAAAUGAGGAAAACAACGAAAAUUUUCCGAAAAAAUUGGGUUAUUUGGAAAAAUAUUGAUUCUGGUGUGAAAUAAAAUAUUUUACAGCUAAUACCAAGUCUUCUACUACCUUUUUAGGUAUAAUAAUCCCAGCAGAAACAUCAAAUUGGCAACUAUGUGUGAAAUUGCCAUUAUAUUUGUUGGUAAUUGUUUGUAAUUGUCUAGGUUCAAACUUUUUUCAAGGUCAUAGUUGUCUAUUUAAUUUAAUCAGAACCAAAUUUUGAUAGCAAGGUACCCCAUUUCCCUUAUAUUUUUGAAAAUCAAUGGUUUAUCUGUAGCUUAGGGUACAUUUUUACUCUUUUUUCAGUCAAAAUGUUCAUAUUACAAAAGUUUCCACUAAAAAUAACAUUUCAAUCCCAUAGUUUAGACAUUUUUUGAAAAUUACAGCUCGUAACUCUAUAUAGAGUAUUUUCUAUUGUUUUCGACAAGUUUUCUAAUAGAUAAUCUUCAAAAAAUCAAUUUUUAAGGCCAAUUCUCAAUAGAUUUUAUCCUGGGAGUAAAUUUGUUGUAUUAAAGAACAGACAUAAUCAGAUCAUUUUUUGUUGCUAUAAUUAGGGGUAAGGACCCCAUUUCAAUUAUAUUUUCGAAAAAAAAGGUUUAUCUGUAGCUUAGGGCACAUUUGUACUCUUUUUUCAGUACAAAAUGUUCAUAUUACAAAAGUUUUCACUAAAAAUAACAUUUCAAUCUCAUAGUUUAGACAUUUUCUGAAAAUUACUGCUCAUAACUAUAUAUAAAGUAUUUUUUAUUGUUUCAGACAAGUUUUCUAAUAGAUAAUCUUCAAAAAAUUAAUUUUUAUGGCCAAUUUCUCAUAGAUUUUAUCCUGGGAGUAGAUUUGUUGUUGUAUUAAGGAACAGAUGUCAUUUUGCUGCAUGAACUUCUUGAUAAGCCCUCGUAUUAGAAACGACAACAAUAGGGCAUCAAUCGAUUUAAACAAAAAUGUGAUAUAAAAAGUUGCAGGCCAAAAUACGAGGGCUACUCAUUGUAUAUGUUACUUUUUAAAACACAGAUUUGUUGUUAAAUAAUUUUUUAUAUCUCAAAGUUUAAUUUCUUUAUCGAGAACAUUAAAAUAAACGAUUUUAUUAACGAAAAUUAGUUUAUUUCCGUCUAUGUCUUUAGUAAAGUAUAGAAACAUAAAAUUUCAUUUUUUACAUUGAAAUUGCACAUAAUUGUAAAUUUAUAUUUCCCUGGUGUAAAAUAAUUUUUUUCUUAACAAAAAAACAGUCGUUCUUUUUUCAAAACUAGAUUAAAUCUACUCAAUAAUUGACAUAAUACAUUCGAAUGUGGAUCAUACCAAAAAAAGAUAGUCAUUAUUUUAUUGAUUUAUAAACUUCGAUAAAUUCGCAGUUUUACUUUUGUUUGAUAUCUGGUGGAUCUACGGUUACAAAACAGCGCAAAAAUUCGUGCAUAUAGCGGUUUGUACUAGAUUUUGUAUUACGAACGUGUUGAACCGACCUCGUAUUUAAAAACCAGUCAACAAUAUGGCGUCAAUUGAGGAUGUCAUAACAACGAAAAAUGAAAGCGCGUUGUAUCCAAAAGAGUGUAGUAAUCUUGAUAGCAAUUAAAAAUUUAAUUUUUUCCGUAAUUUUAGCACAGGCAUUUCCAUUUCAGUGUUCAUAGUUAUUAUGUUAUUUAACGUUAAUUAUUUUCAUUUACGUCAAUGAUAAAUAUGGCAACUUCUGUUUACAUCGGCAAACGAGAUGAUACUAUAAAAUUGCUGUGAUUUUAAAAACCGACAUCAGACGAUACAACCCGAUUGAGAUUAAAUUGUUUGAAGGCACUUUUUUUAUUCGUUUCACUUGGAUGGAUAUGUCGAUGGUAUUUUACUUAACCUCACAUUCAACAACAAUGUAUUUUGUUAUAUUUAAAUAUUUGGAAAUGUGAUUGGAAUUAUGAAGACAAUAUAUGUAGUUUGGAUAAAAAAAAUCGAACAAAACUUCGUAAUUUUCAAUUGCUUGAUUACAAAUUUGCAAGUAAUUUUUUAAUUCUUAUCAAAAUGGCACUCAAAUUUUAGUGAAAAAACGUGAUAUUUGAUUUUUUGUGUACACAAUGUUGAAGAUCUUAUCUAGAAAGAAAUAAUCUAGUUCGUAAAACAAUGUUUGUACUAGAGAUGAGAAUAACAGAAAUAAAAGUCGUAACCGUGAUUUAGUAACUGUUGGUGAAUUAUAUUCACACUUCGUGGAUAUGGCAACACAAUAAGGGGGUGAAGGUCAACGAUUUUGUCGCCUAUAAUUUAAUUCAAUUUCAAUUCGGAAAAAUGGAAAGUUAUUUGACUAGUUCUUAAAAAUAAAGAAAAAAAUCGAUCAUAAAAAAGAUAAUAUUGGGAUGAAACAAAAAUAUAAUGAAAUAAAUACAAAAAUUAAAGAAAAUUGAUCAGAAUUAUCUAAAAUUCGGGUAAUCGUCUUAAGAGAUAUAAAAAACUGUUACAAAUGACAUGUACUGCGUUACCUUGAUUUGAUAGCCGAUACUGAUGAUGGAAUUUAAUAAAACCUUAACAAUCUUUGAGAUGGCGACGGAUGGGCGCGAUCCACCUUCGGUUACUUUAUAACGUGGCAACAUUAUUUCUUCUACUUUUUUAUAUUCAAUCGAAUAUCACGUGAAUAAUUAAUUGAAUGGUUCUUUGUAUACAAUUUCAAAAAAAAUGAUAAUGUAAAAAAUAUUUUUAUAAAUUCACGACGAAUUUACCAAAAACAAAUAAUUUUUUGGAAUUACAUUCGAAGAUUCUUAUUUGUUGUUUGAAAAGUUUUCACCUUGGAGUAUUGUUUUCUUCUGAAAACUAUUUUUAAUUGUAUUAAUUUAGAUUCUCUUUACUUUUUUUGUAUAUUCAAAUAAUGGUUUUCGUCAUUAUAAACUCUAUAGGAAACAUCAACGACGAUCAGAUCUGGAGAUUUCAAUGAAAAAGCGGUUUUUUCAUAUUUCAAGUUCUGCCAUCUCUAUAUUCAGGUCGGAAACUUUGCAAACAACCCUCGUAUUUUUAAAUUAUCGAUAACUUUACAGACUUAGUAUGAUUAUUAUAAAAAAUAUUCUGCGUUGCCGUUAUUACUAGAUUAUAUAUUGUUCCACUGGAUCUGAUUAAUUAUAAAAAUUAAUUAAAUUACAUCUUAAAUUGUA
Diorhabda sublineata is the source of this 4265-nucleotide messenger RNA. RefSeq names its product NEDD4 family-interacting protein 2 (gene Ndfip). Gene Ontology annotation, molecular function: WW domain binding. Gene Ontology annotation, cellular component: perinuclear region of cytoplasm; Golgi apparatus; endoplasmic reticulum. NCBI's taxonomy places the organism in Eukaryota, Metazoa, Arthropoda, Insecta, Coleoptera, Chrysomelidae. The record is from RefSeq and is a predicted model, not a curated record. Gene Ontology annotation, biological process: metal ion transport; ubiquitin-dependent protein catabolic process; vacuolar transport. The transcript has 5 exons. Bases 179 to 871 code for a protein of 230 amino acids.